UAUAACAAUAUUUCUCUAUCCAAUAUCGAAGAUACUUGCAAUCUGAAUGUAGUGGAUCACUUAUGGAAUGAUGCAAAGCAAUGAACCUUGAGUCAUCGCGCCUAAGUCAACUCUUCUUGUUGCUAUAGACGUUCGCUCUGCUCGCAGGGUUGUUCACCCCAUUUGUGGUUUAGUGUGAGCUGUUGGUCAGUGUGUUUGCUUUCCUAUUUUUCAGGUGAACCUCCAGUUAUCACAAUUUUCCGAUGAGCGGAUCUAAGCGCGGAAGGAAAUCUGUCAUGGGUCUUGACCUAACAAAUAUCAUUGAUUCCCCACCAGGAAGUGCCGAGUCGAGUGGAACUCGCAGAAGAUCCUUGAGAUUACGCCGCAAAUCUACAUGUGCAGUGUCCCAUGACGAACAAACACUACCAUCUAGAAGAUAUCGUCGAAAGUCUGUGAUAGACCCGCAAACUCAGGUAAGUGCGUCUGCUACGUUGAAUAAGUUACUUGUUUAUUUAUUUUCAUUCCUUCACGUUCCCAGUGGAAUAUAGGGCUUCAAGCUAGAGACUUGAAUUUUCUGUAGCAAUGUUUAUUUUUACAGCAUGGGGUUGUUAGCAGAAUGACAAGGGUUUGAUACUAAACAUAUGUUCAACGUUAAAUUACUUUCGAUGUGCAGGAAUGAAAAUGAGUCAGCACAUCAAUAAAAGACGACAGCAUGUGGGAAUAUUUAGGACUUCGCAUAUUGGAUAUUGGAUGGGGUUUCUAUCCUCUCGCUCAACCGAUUUCUCUUAAGCAACUUCAUUUCUGGUUCACCGAGGUUUAGGAGUGCGUUGGCCGGCGGUUGAAACCGUGUGGACAUCCGAGGUCGAGGGGAAUUCUACCGCUGCACCGUGAACUCAGUAUGUUCAUAUAAUCACUGUUAAAUAAUCUUUGUUCCACAUACUUUUUCAAUAUAGAUUUUCCAAAUUGAAACGUCAUUAAGACAAGGUUUAUAUAUAACGUAUUCACCGUAUUGGAUAUCGAUACCAUAUCACUUUAUUGGUCUUGUUUUGCAUUCGAAUGUAGUCUGCGUUAGCAUUGUUGACAGUUGGCUGAUGUAGUUGUUAGCUAUAUCAGACUAUUACGAAUAUUCGUCACAUCUUCUGUAUGCGAAUUGUUCAGUGCUUCUGUUUAAAGAUUUCAAAACUGGUAGUCUGUUUAAAUGAUAAAUCAAAAUAGUGAAAGUAACACAGGACAGGACAUAUAAAAACUUGGACCGUGGUGUUGCCAUUUUAACGCAUGCUUUGUACUUGAUUGCAUAGAUGAAUCACAUAUAUGAGUUCUCAUACAUUCAAAUAUCCUACUUCAAGAUAGUUAUUCCAUUCGUUAACCGUUUCUAGCUUUCGCGAAAUUCUUCACUUCUGUCCACUUUAAGUACCCAGUCGCCUUGUGUGAAAACCCAAGCAUUUUGAUUUAGUUGUCAUUUAUAUAAACAUCCCCUUUCUCUCCGUCUCUC
Molecule: messenger RNA, 1471 nt
Organism: Trichobilharzia szidati
Lineage: Eukaryota; Metazoa; Platyhelminthes; Trematoda; Strigeidida; Schistosomatidae
Source: the annotation of a GenBank genome assembly